Molecule: messenger RNA, 1198 nt
Organism: Hirundo rustica (Barn swallow)
Lineage: Eukaryota; Metazoa; Chordata; Aves; Passeriformes; Hirundinidae
Product: lysosomal membrane ascorbate-dependent ferrireductase CYB561A3
Exons: 6
Coding region: 116-955 (279 amino acids)
Cellular component (GO): lysosomal membrane
Molecular function (GO): oxidoreductase activity
Source: RefSeq, a predicted model, not a curated record
CGUGUCUCCACCCCUUUCCUGCCUCUGUGUCCCGUGAGGCAGCUGAUUUGAAGGUGUUGGGACAUGCUCCGUCCCCGGAGGGGACAGAAAUACCCAUCUGUGGGGGCACACGCAAAUGACAUGCAAAGGAGAGCGGUCGGGUUCCUGCCUGGGGCACCGCGGCAAGGUGACACUGAGAGCCCCUCGCUGCCAUUCCCUGAGGUGCCACCACGGCCGCUCCACGGCCAUGCUGGACGUGCCCUUCCUGCCUUUCUGCGCCUUCCUGGGAACGCUGGGGUUGCUCUGCGUGGCCAUGGUGGGCACCUGGUGCCAGCACUGGCGCGGGGGCUUUUCCCUGGACGGCAGCUCCCGGACGUUCAACUGGCACCCGGUGCUGAUGGUGACGGGACUGGUGGUGCUCUACGGCGCAGCCGCCCUGGUUUACCGCAUUCCCAACACCUGGAGUGGCCCCAAGCUUCCCUGGAAGUUGCUGCACGGCGGCUUGGCUUUGGGAGCUUUCGUCCUGACCGUGCUGGGGCUGGCGGCCGUGUUCUGCUUCCAUAAUUCCCAAGGGACGCCCAACAUGUACUCGCUGCACAGCUGGAUGGGGCUGGCAACCGUCCUGCUCUUCUCCUGCCAGUGGGCGGCGGGUUUUGGAGCGUUCCUGCUUCCCUGGGCUCCCGCUUGGCUCCGGGCGCUCUACAAGCCCAUCCACGUUUUCUUCGGCUCCACCAUCCUCAUGUUGUCCGUGGCUUCCUGCGCGUCGGGAAUCAACGAGAAGCUUUUCUUCAGCCUGAAGAACGGGACCAUGCAGUACAAGCUCCUGCCGGCUGAGGCUGUGUUUGCCAACACCCUGGGGCUCCUCAUCCUCAUUUUCGGGGUGCUGGUGGUGGCUGCCCUGGCCAGGCCCAGCUGGAAGCGCCCGGAUUCCAACUCCCCAGACUCCCGCCAGCCCCUGCUCUCUGGUGAGCGCUGAUCCCGGGGAUCUCCCAGCAUUCCCAAGCUACAUCCUUGUGCCUCCACGUGCCAGCUCCUGCCUGGAGCCCGGGCCGUGCCAAACCCCAGCGCUUCCCAGUGCCAUCCCUCAAUGCCGGAGCUGCCGCAGCCUCGCUGGGACGAAGAGGAGCACCCGUACCGCUCCCACUCCAGAGGAUCCGGCUCAGCGUGGAGCCACUCAGGGACCUCGUGGACAUGGAAUAAAACAUUGGCUUCUGCAGGG